AUGAUAGCAUUUUUUGAGGCUUUAUGGCAAAGUAUUUUUGAACCAGGUACUACACCACAGUUAAUAAUUGCAACACAUGUAUCAUUCAUUGCAUUAUUUUGUACAUUAAUAUGGUUGAUCUAUGCCACCAAGGGAAAUAUCCACUUCUGUAUUUUGUUAGCUAUCGCAUUCACCCUUUGGAUUAUUGUUAUUUGGUUCAUUAGAGAAUUGGAGAAUGUUAAAUUAAAAAGUAAUGAAGAAUUAGGUAUUCCUAAAGAAUUAUCUGAGAAGGGCAAAGAUUCAACUAAGAAGAAGGAAUCUGUGGUUGAGAGUAAGACAGCAAAGUCUGCUACUACUUCAGCUAGACCAAAGUCUACGAACAACACCACAAGAUCAAGAAAAGCUUAA
This is a messenger RNA of Naumovozyma dairenensis CBS 421, 387 nucleotides long. It is a transcript of the gene PKR1, whose product is annotated as Pkr1p. The transcript has a single exon. Gene Ontology annotation, biological process: vacuolar proton-transporting V-type ATPase complex assembly. The record is from RefSeq and is a predicted model, not a curated record. Lineage: Eukaryota; Fungi; Ascomycota; Saccharomycetes; Saccharomycetales; Saccharomycetaceae. Bases 1 to 387 code for a protein of 128 amino acids. Gene Ontology annotation, cellular component: endoplasmic reticulum membrane.